AUGUCGAAGAGAAAACCUGCUUGGGAUAACUACAAAGAGAAGGUAGCAAAGAAGAGAAUGCGUAAAGGCGAAGAAAAAGCAGCAACUGGCCCAAAAGGUGGGCUGACUGUUCAGCGUUUGUCGGCGAACGUGGAAGGCAAAUGUCAAAAGUAUUCGCGCAUCGGGCCUUUGAUUUUAGUUCCUUGUGACAAAGAACUUACGCUGGAAAACAUCAAAGCUGUGUGUAAGGCCCACUUCAACACGGAAUUAGAAUGUGAUGUCCUUGCCGGUGAACGUGGUCCUUCCUAUACCGAGUCGGGACAAAUCCAGAACUGGAAAGUUUUGCACGUGCGCUUCGUGGAAGUUCUCGAACACCCCACGAAGGAAAAAUCGGGAAGAAACAUCGCAAACAAAAAGCCAAGUUUCCACAGCGAACCUGCAACCGGAAGCCCUCAAAAAAGCCAUUCUCAGUAUCCACACUCGAAAUCUGUCAGUGUCCGACCAUCGCCAUCUGUCGCGCGUUCAAUGUCACUAAGUCAGAUGCUGAAGUUGGGAAAAGUCAUUGUCCCAGAUAUCGAUGUGGUAACUCUUCGGCUUGAAGAGUUUUGCAUCUUGAGAAUGGAGUGGCUGGAACCUUUUGAGGUAUCACUUUCAAUGGAAAAGAAACCGUUUGCGAAUGGAGCAUUCCGUGCAGCAUAUUUGGCAAAAUCCAUUGCAGGUUUGCCCAAAGGAAAGUAUGUAAUUAAAAAGUAUUUAGAGGAAGAAAAAAAAGCCAUUGAGGCAUUAUUUGGGUCCGUUGAACUCCAUACACGAAAGUCAGUUCAACUCAACGCCCUAGCUCGUAAUUUCGCUCAGAGUAUGGCUUCUGAGGUCCAAGCUUCAGAAUUUGGAGAAACAUUUGUUUAUGGUAAAGUCUACUAUUCGUCUCUGAAUGGUGAACCUGUAACAUUAGAAACUCACCUCGCGGGUGUUUUUGAAAAGUUUGUAAACAAUACUGGUGAGUUGUGUGUGGAAUAUGCAGAUGCAAAUGAACUAAGUCUUAAAGCUGAGACAUUUGUUCACUAUACAUUCCAGAAGUCUAACCAACAGCUUAUUGUCACUGACAUUCAAGGGGUCAAUUUCUCCCUAUGUGACCCAGAGAUUGCAACGGCUGAGCUGGAGGAUCCUGAAGACAAGGCAAUUCGUUUCUGCUCUGGUAAUUUGUCAGAUGCAGCAAUUAAAACAUUCUUCCAAUGUCAUAAAUGCAACAGAUACUGCGAGAUGCUGAAACUAUCAAAGCAACAAUGA
Messenger RNA from Dendronephthya gigantea, 1266 nucleotides. RefSeq names its product alpha-protein kinase 1-like. The coding region runs from base 1 to 1266 and encodes 421 amino acids. Gene Ontology annotation, biological process: protein phosphorylation. The record is from RefSeq and is a predicted model, not a curated record. NCBI's taxonomy places the organism in Eukaryota, Metazoa, Cnidaria, Anthozoa, Malacalcyonacea, Nephtheidae. Gene Ontology annotation, molecular function: ATP binding; protein serine/threonine kinase activity. The transcript has a single exon.